ACUGUACCUUCAUUUCCUGUCUCAUGGCCAAACAAGAAGUGAGAGGAGAUCCCUACAAAUUAAGGUAAUUUCUUGGGGGCCCCCAUGUCACCAGAACUAGUAUCCCCAUAUAACGAUUUCCCCUCUAUUACUUUUCUGGGAACAACCCAAAAUUUGGGAUUUUCUUUUUCUUUCACUGGGGCAGGGGGACUGACAAACUCAUGGGGCCCCCGGGCAAUAGGGGAUCACGGGGCCCCUGUGUCCCUGCCCAAACUCAAAAAGCCUAUGAAAAAGGUACCAGGGGCACCUCAUGGGGCCCCCUACUGACCCCGGGCCCUCGGGCAGAGCCCGAGUUUCCAAAUGGUCAGUCCGCCCCUGGACUGGGGGGUAUGUGUACAGUGUGUAAUGCAAGUGGGUUCAGAUUUUACUUAACCACAGCCUUUUAAGCCAUGCACAGCAGUGAACACAACUCAAGCACAUCCACUAUUCUCUGCAUUUUUUCUCUACA
Messenger RNA from Staurois parvus, 487 nucleotides. The record is from the annotation of a GenBank genome assembly. Lineage: Eukaryota; Metazoa; Chordata; Amphibia; Anura; Ranidae.